Hyaena hyaena (striped hyena) is the source of this 2173-nucleotide messenger RNA. RefSeq names its product inositol monophosphatase 1 (gene IMPA1). Gene Ontology annotation, molecular function: inositol monophosphate 1-phosphatase activity. The transcript is spliced from 9 exons. The record is from RefSeq and is a predicted model, not a curated record. Bases 548 to 1381 code for a protein of 277 amino acids. NCBI's taxonomy places the organism in Eukaryota, Metazoa, Chordata, Mammalia, Carnivora, Hyaenidae. Gene Ontology annotation, biological process: signal transduction; inositol metabolic process; phosphatidylinositol phosphate biosynthetic process.
AGAAGAUGUGAUCUUCUGACUUAACGUUGCUUACAUUGAUUUUAGCAGCUUUGCCCAUUAAUGGGGCCAUGUUCAUUUAAAGGAGGUUUAAAGAGGACUCGUGACAUUUUCUGCAGAUGCCUGGAAAUUUUCAUUUGGUUACAAAUCAACACUAGUUGCCAUGCAGUUAGCAAGAAUAUCUUAAGAUAACUGAUAACAAAGAACCCAAAACCUAAUUUCUAAAGUUUUUCUGGAGAAAGUGCAGGCCGCAUAAAGGAAGUUAGAACCGAAAAUUAAAAGGACAAAUCUCCAAUGCCCAAAGCAGUUUCUGGAUCCCGCAGUCAGAGCUAGAGCCUCAAACGGCGCGCUCAGGGCGGACCUAUCCCUGAUGGAGUCACGCCUCCGUGGGCGGGGCCUCGGGGGUGGGACUUCCUGUCCGGAACAUUUUUCACUCACAGGAAGAACCCGGGCACGGAUCCUGCCUGUAGCCUGGCGAGUCUGACCUCCAACUUAAGACUUAGGGAUUUCUGGCUGCUUUGUCCUGACUUGUGUUAACUCUGCUCAGAAGAUGGCUGAUCCUUGGCAGGAAUGCAUGGAUUAUGCAGUGACCCUAGCAAGACAAGCAGGAGAGGUGGUUCGUGAAGCUAUAAAAAAUGAAAUGAAUGUUAUGGUUAAAAGUUCUCCAGCUGAUUUGGUAACGGCUACUGACCAAAAAAUUGAAAAAAUGCUUCUCUCUUCCAUAAAGGAAAAGUAUCCAUCUCACAGUUUCAUUGGUGAGGAGUCUGUGGCAGCUGGGGAGAAAAGUGUCUUAACUGACAGCCCUACGUGGAUCAUUGACCCUAUUGAUGGAACAACUAAUUUUGUACAUAGGUUUCCUUUUGUAGCUGUCUCGAUUGGCUUUACUGUAAAUAAAAAGAUGGAAUUUGGAGUUGUAUACAGUUGCCUGGAGGAUAAGAUGUAUACAGGCAGGAAAGGAAAGGGAGCCUUUUGUAAUGGUCAAAAACUACAGGUUUCACAACAAGAAGAUAUUACCAAAUCACUCUUGGUGACAGAGUUUGGCUCUUCUAGAACACCAGAGACUGUGAAAAUUAUUCUUUCUAAUCUGGAAAGGCUUUUGUGUAUUCCCAUUCAUGGGAUCCGAGGUGUUGGAACAGCAGCUAUUAAUAUGUGCCUCGUGGCAACUGGUGUUGCAGAUGCGUAUUAUGAAAUGGGAAUUCACUGCUGGGAUAUGGCAGGCGCUGGCAUCAUUGUUACCGAGGCUGGUGGAGUGCUGAUGGAUGUGACAGGUGAGCCAUUUGACUUGAUGUCCCGAAGAAUAAUUGCUGCAAAUAGUAAAACAUUAGCCGAAAGGAUAGUCAAAGAAAUUCAAGUAGUACCAUUUCAAAGAGAUGAUGAAGAUUAAUUGCAACAGCCUCACCUAUUCAAUCACAGGUCCAUCUCCCCCAUAUUUGCUGACACACUGAUGUUAUAAAAGUGAGGACAUUUAUUUCAGAUGUAUAAUAUGAUUGGUUUGAUAUCCAGAUUAAAAAAUUGCAGUUUGUUGUGUAUUUUACUAAGACUGGGUAUGCAAGAAUAGAUGAAAUGUUUCAUUGUUUUCAUACACUUUGCAUGUAAAAGUGCACUUUGGGAAAGAUACACAGGUAGUUGAUAAGACAAGGGAUCAGUCAUCAAUGGAAACAGUCAGCAGUUUAGAGUCUCUAAGUGUAUAGGAUCCUCUGAAAUUUUGACUAUGUACAUAAGCAUUCUUAACUACAAAGUUAAUUUUUUGGAAAAAAUUUUCGCUUUAGUUCCCAAAGCCAUAUUUAAUUAAAUUUGUAAGGAUAUAAUGGGUCCUUCUAGACCAAGGUUUUUGUCUUUGCAGAGAACCUUGUUUUAUUCAUCAGUGUACACGUAGCACCUAGCACAGUAUUUGUCAAACAUGAGUGGUCCAAAAAUAAGUAUUCAAAAAUUAUUUUGAAGGUAGCAGUUCCUAGUUAUACAUAAAGCAAUGAGCUCUUUGUUUUUACUUUAGUUGUUAAAGAUGGUCUCAUCCUUUUCAUAUUUUAUGUAAUCAUUCCUUUUAACUUUUCACAUUGCCAUACCAUUUCAAUUCCCAUACUGUCAGGUUUCCUUUCUAAUUGUGGGCAUUUCUGCAGUUAAUGUUUUCCAAGACACUACAUUACUGGAAUCCUUUAAAGUUCCGCCGCCCCCCCCC